This is a messenger RNA of Carassius carassius (crucian carp), 437 nucleotides long. RefSeq names its product large ribosomal subunit protein eL22-like. The transcript has 4 exons. Gene Ontology annotation, cellular component: ribosome. Lineage: Eukaryota; Metazoa; Chordata; Actinopteri; Cypriniformes; Cyprinidae. The record is from RefSeq and is a predicted model, not a curated record. The coding region runs from base 47 to 436 and encodes 129 amino acids. Gene Ontology annotation, biological process: cytoplasmic translation. Gene Ontology annotation, molecular function: RNA binding; structural constituent of ribosome.
CCCGCUCGUGCAGUCGUGCUUCUUCCUCUCGACGAAAUAUCUCGCGAUGGCGCCUGUUAGGAAGCAUCAGAGCUCUAAAGGUGGAAAGAAGAAGAAGCAGGUCCUGAAGUUCACGCUGGACUGCACGCAUCCCGUUGAAGACGGCAUUAUGGAUGCUUCAAACUUUGAGCAGUUCCUACAGGAGCGCAUCAAAGUCAAUGGUAAAGCAGGAAACCUGGGAGGUGGAGUGGUCACCAUUGAAAGAAGCAAGAGCAAAAUCACUGUUUCUUCUGAGGUGCCCUUCUCUAAGAGGUACCUGAAAUACCUUACAAAGAAAUACUUAAAGAAGAACAAUCUCAGAGACUGGUUGCGUGUUGUGGCUAACACUAAAGAAAGCUACGAGCUUCGCUACUUCCAGAUCAACCAGGAUGAGGAAGAAGAGGAAGAUGAAGAUUAAA